UGAAGGGGACUUUGCCUGUGAUGAUGACGCCACUGUAUUUCUUCACCUGUGCUAACAAUUUCCAAACUUAGCUCCACCAACGAUCGCCCGCAAUCAAUCUACUCUCGUUGAAGCUACAAAUCGGCUUUAUCGCCUUGCAUAGUUGGCAAUAGGCUAUGUUCAAGUCACGGUCUUUGGCACAGAAGGUAUUUCGAGCUCAGACCCUUGAUACCCGACGAAACAUGAGCUCUCAAGAUAAGAUUCAUUUCGGGCCAUUUGAGGUCACCAGCCAGGUCUUCUACAAGACAGCACACUCCUUCGCCCUGGUAAACCUCAAGCCCCUCCUCCCAGGCCACGUCCUCGUCUGCCCCCUCAAACCCCAUAAACGCCUCACGGAUCUCCAGCUCGUCGAGGUUACGGACCUCUUCACAACGACACAACUCAUUCAGAAGAUGCUCGCCCGUCGCUACUUUUCCAACACCACGUCCACGUCAGAACCAGCAGCGCCGGAGGCUGGAUCGUUUAACAUUGCGGUCCAGGACGGCGCCGACGCGGGGCAAACGGUGUCGCACGUCCACGUCCACAUUAUCCCCCGCGUCCCAGGCGAGACGGGCAAGGACGGGGAAGGGCCGAGGGAUGAGAUUUAUGAACAGAUGUCUGCUGAGGAAGGGAACGUUGGUGGCGCGUUGUGGGAUGCGGAGUUGGGGGGGAGACCGGAGGCUGGAGGGAAGUUUGCGAGGAUUGAGGAUGCGAUGAGGAAGGCGAGGGGGAUGGAGGAGAUGGUGGCGGAGGCGGAUUCGUAUCGAGAGUUGUUGAAGGAUAUGGGCUCUCUCAGCGAGAGCUAAAGUCCUUAUUUAUCAUACAAUAUCACAAUGAAUUGAGCACUUCAAAAGGUCAUAUGCUACAUGUUUCGC
Colletotrichum phormii is the source of this 893-nucleotide messenger RNA. Its product is annotated as HIT domain-containing protein. The record is from RefSeq and is a predicted model, not a curated record. Gene Ontology annotation, molecular function: catalytic activity. The transcript has 2 exons. NCBI's taxonomy places the organism in Eukaryota, Fungi, Ascomycota, Sordariomycetes, Glomerellales, Glomerellaceae. Bases 156 to 824 code for a protein of 222 amino acids.